This is a messenger RNA of Epinephelus lanceolatus (giant grouper), 4888 nucleotides long. RefSeq names its product integrin, alpha 7 (gene itga7). Gene Ontology annotation, molecular function: integrin binding. The record is from RefSeq and is a predicted model, not a curated record. Gene Ontology annotation, cellular component: integrin complex; external side of plasma membrane. Gene Ontology annotation, biological process: cell adhesion mediated by integrin; integrin-mediated signaling pathway; cell-matrix adhesion. Lineage: Eukaryota; Metazoa; Chordata; Actinopteri; Perciformes; Serranidae.
GAGAAACACACACACACACACACACACACACACAUAUACUAGUGGCGGCCACAUUUUCGCAGCCUGCUCUUCAGACUGACAGCAGCAAACGGAGUUGAGAGGCAGCACGAUAGAGCAGGGGAGGAAGAGAAAGAGAAUUAGAAACAAGGGAGGCAUCCACAGAGGACACUACACAGGAUUCUUCUCCUUUAUCUCUCUAGGAGCCAUAAAAGGAUUCUCCCCUUCUUGAACUGAACUUGCUCUGCUGCUAAGAGGACCUGCACCCUGCUAUGGCAGCCCCGUUGGGACAUGGGAACACUGUCUCCCCCUCGUCUUGUUCCUCUCAUCGUUGGACUAUCCUCCUCUGGGCUCUGUUGACCCUUUCAAGCCAAGUGUGGGGCUUUAAUCUGGAUACUACACACACGCUGCAUAAGUUGGGAGACCGUGGCACCUUUUUUGGUUUCUCUCUAGCACUUCACCAGCAGCUUACCCCAGAGCCUCAGAGCUGGAUCCUCGUGGGGGCACCGCAGGCAGCGGGGCAGGGCCUGUUGCGGGGGAGCCGGCCAGGAGCCUUGUUCAGGUGUCCAAUCACGCCAGAGGAGUACGACUGUGAGAGGGUGGAUAUUGAUGGAGAAGUGAGUCUGGACAGAGAGAGCAAAGACAACCAGUGGCUGGGAGUCACUGUCAAGAGUCAGGGGAUUGGAGGGAAGGUGGUGACCUGUGCUCACCUGUACGAGCUCAGGCAACGCGUGAGUCAACCCUCAGAGACUCGUGACCCUAUUGGACGCUGCUAUGUCCUCAGUGAGGACCUGACAGAGCGAGACGACCUGGAUGGAGGGGAGUGGAAGUUCUGUGAAGGCCGGCCGCAGGGACACGAGCAGUUUGGCUUCUGUCAGCAGGGACUGUCUGUCAGUUUCACUCCAGACAACAACUUCAUUCUGUUUGGGGCUCCAGGAACUUACAACUGGAAAGGUGAGAUGCGUGUCCAGCUCCUAAACCAGACUCUGCUCGACCUCGGUUUCUAUGACGACGGGCCCUACGAGGUGGCAGAUCAGAAACAACUUAAUGCCCAGCUCAUCCCUGUGCCCUCCCACAGUUACCUGGGAUUUUCUGUGGACUCGGCUAUGGGGAUAAUGAGCCUUGGAGAGCUGACCUUCGUGGCGGGUGCACCUCGGGCCAAUCACACAGGGGCCGUGGUGCUGUUGAGGAAAGACAACGUAUACCGGCUGGUGCCACAGCACAUUUUCUGGGGGGAGGAGCUGGCGUCUUCAUUUGGGUACUCGGUAGCUACGACGGAUCUAAACAAGGACGGCUGGACAGAUCUGAUUGUUGGAGCUCCAAAUUUCUUUGACCGUAAGGCAGAGAUUGGUGGAGCUGUGUAUGUGUACCUGAACCCCUUCGGUCACUGGGACGAUCAAGCUCGGCCGAUCCGUCUCAACGGGACGUACGACUCCAUGUUUGGAAUGACAGUCAGUAACAUAGGAGAUCUGGACCAGGACGGAUACGGAGAUAUUGCUGUGGGGGCACCGUUUGAUGGAGAUGGCAAAGUUUUUAUCUACAGAGGCUCAGAUGCUGGAAUUGAAACAAAACCUGCUCAGGUGCUGGACGGUCGCGACUUUGAUGUGAGACGUUUUGGAUACUCCAUCUCAGGCGGUUUGGAUAUUGAUAAUAACCAGUACCCAGAUGUUGCGGUGGGCUCUCUCAAUGACUCAGUGGUUCUCUUCAGGUCUCGUCCAGUCAUCCAUGUGAUCAGAGAAAAAUCUAUCGACCCUCAGAACAUUGAUCUGGAGCAGAACAACUGCAAGGGCAGAGAGGGAGUCUGCGUGGAGGUCAAGGCGUGCUUCACCUUCACAGCCCACCCAGAACACUACUCACCACACAUUACCCUAGUGGUGCUCUUUGAAGCCGACACUGAACGCAGGAAGUUGGGCCUCCCACACCGCGUUAACUUCCUGGGCCGCAGUUCUCUGGAGCCAGAGUACACUCAGACAGAAGAGGUGGAGCUGCAUCGGCAGCGUCACCCCGUGUGCACCACUGCUACCUUCCAGCUCCACGAGAACAUCCGUGACAAACUUCGUCCCAUCUCUCUGGCAAUAACCCACACCAUCAAGCCUGUGCCACCACGCAGACACUCAGGUGCCAAGAGGCUGGAGAAGCUGGCGCCUGUACUGAGUGUUUCUCCGUCUAAUACACUGCACACGGAGGUGAACUUCCUGCGAGAAGGAUGCGGCGAAGACAAAAUCUGCCAGAGCAACCUGAAGCUGAGCUACCAGUUUGGAACACGACCCAUCACCUCUGACCUCUUCACCCCUCUGCCAAAAGAUGAGGAUGAUGUGCAGGUGUUCUCCCUGUCAGACCAGCGGCUGGUGGUGCUGGAGAUCACCGUCACCAACAUGCCCUCUGACCCUCUAAGGCCGGAGGAGGAUGGAGAUGAUGCCCACGCUGCUCAGCUGCUUAUCUCCUUUCCAAACACCCUGUCGUAUGCUGGCUCCAGGGUCCCACCUCAGAUGAGAUGCCAAGCGAACCAGAAUGGCUCCCAAGUUGAAUGUGACCUGGGAAACCCUGUGAAAAGAGACGCUAAGCUGAAAUUCACCAUCAACUUGAGCACAUCCAACAUCACAAUUGAGACCACAGAGCUGACGGCAGAUCUCUUACUGACAACGAUCAGUGAGCAGCCUGACUUGGCACCAGUCACAGCUUUUGCUAAAGUUGUGAUAGAGCUCCCUCUGUCUGUCAGUGGGCUUGCUCGUCCUCACCAGCUGUUCUUCAGUGGCACAGUGAGGGGAGAAAGUGCCAUGACCAGUCUAGAGGAAAUCGGCAGCCCUGUGGAUUUUGAGUUUGUGGUUGCUAAUCCUGGACAAGUCCUGCAGACACUCGGCUCGGCCUUCCUCAACAUCAUGUGGCCUUACGAGCUGACCAAUGAGAAAUGGCUCUUGUAUCCUGCCAGCUUGAAGUUUGAGGGUCACCCAAACACCCAGUGCACCCCGACGGGGGCCUUAAAUCCUCUGCAGCUAUACAGCUCCUCGUCUGCAGAACUCCCACAGUCUGUCAAUCAUGUGGCGGGGCGAACACGCCGCUCCCACCCAGAGGAGGAAGGUCAAGUGAUGACAAAGGGCAACGUGGGGCGAACCACCCCAGCUGUGGCAGCUUCAGAGAGACGCAAGUCGCUCAAACUGGAUUGUCUCUUGGGGUCGGCACGCUGUGUUCUGUUCCAGUGUCCCCUCCACAGCUUCUCCGGUCAGGCUGUCCUCAAGAUUCAUGCCAGGCUGUGGAACAGCAGUUUCAUAGAGGAGUUUCCAUCCGUCAGUGCUCUGGAGCUGCUGGUCAGAGCCAACAUCACUGUGAAGUCCAGCAUCAAACACCUGGUCCUCAAGGACGCAGCUGCACAGGUUCCAGUGAUGAUCUAUCCUGAGCCUGGUCUCGCUGACCAGUACUGGAUCCCCUGGUGGAUCAUCCUUAUAGCUGUUCUGGCAGGCAUCCUGCUGCUGACUCUGCUGGUCUGCAUACUGUGGAAGUGUGGCUUCUUCCAACGGGCCCACUACAAAGACAAAUUGCCUCAGUACCACGCGGUGAAGAUUCCUCGCGAGGACCGGCCACAGUUCCAGACUGAGAAGUCAGGAGUUGUCCAUAAAAAGGAAUGGGCCACGCACUGGACCGACGGGACCUCGUAACUCGCUUUGAAGCACUGACUGACUGAAUUAAUUCAAAUCACCAUGUGUGGCACGCAUUCUGUCUUUGCAUUGGAACUAACGGACUAAAAAAAGUGCACAUGGACUGAGAUCGUGACAUCUUGUGCACUCUGUACUGUGUCAGUACUUGUAAAUUGGUGGCCUGUUACAGUGUGACUGGAUAUAUACUCUUCCAUUCUGUAGCCUGAUGGCUGGCCUUGCAUAGUCUAUUUAUACUGUGCAUCUAUAUCAGUGUGUUACUGUUAAUACUGAAGGCCAAAUACAAUAUUAGAGCCAGUCUAGCUGCUCAAGAUGCUUUGCAGCCUGCAGGAGGAGCAUUGAUGCUCCCAAGGACUUCACUGUCUGUCAUCUGGACAAAGGAGGUCAGAAAAUCACAACUCAAAGACAUGCAUGAAUGCACAUACAGUUUAAUUUUAGAUGAUACAGACACACUGGACAAUAAUGAAGAAGCCACUGCCCGUGACAAAGACUACUUUUUUGCCUUAAUAACUACUGUAAGACUGACGACUGAUAUGGGCAAUGAAAAAUGCAUUUUUUAUAUAUAUAACUGUUGUUUUGGGGUUUUCUUUUAGUUAGCACUGGUAAACAUUGGGAAAAUGUCAGUAUGUAAGAUAUCAUAUCAGUUACAUGUUGCAGAGCACUGAGUGUUGUUGUCUGGGCUUGCUGAUUGCUCUGAAAUUAAGUUCACCUGAUGGUUUUUGUAUUUCCUUAUUCAAGGAAAAGAAAUGCCUUUUUGUGUCAAACUCUUUUUCACUUUUUGUUAACAUGUCAGUCAAAUGUACUGUACAUCAGUCGUUUAUUGCCUGAGUGAACUUGAAUAAGAGCAAGAAAACCACAAUAUGACAACCACAGCCAUAGCACUGUAGUCACAUGAAAAUCAAAUGUGUAAAGAAAAAAGCAAUAUUUAAAAUAUGGUCUGCACAUUUGUAAUAUAAGCAUUUAAGUCUCUGAAUUGGUGUAUAAAAGAAUUAUGUGUGAACACUCAAAUUAAAGGUCCAGUGUGUAAGAUUUAGAGGGAUUUAGUGGCAGCUAGUGGUGAGGAUUGCAGACUGCAACAAGCUGAAACUUCUGGUUAGAAUUCCGUCAGUCUUUGUGCAGUCAGUGUUCAUUGUUCAAGAGGUUUUUACGAGAAGCCGAGUUAUCUGCAGAGGUCAAAUAGACCAGGGGUCUCAUUUAUAAACAUUGUGUAUGCACAAAACGAGGCCUGAAAGAUGUACGCC